GCGAGAACGUCCGGGGGCUCCCCGGCGGCGCGUGGCAUUGUGGGGUGGCGGCGGCGGCGGCGGCGGCGUCGGGCCGGGCUGUGGAGCGCUUGCUGGGUAGCGGCCAUGGCUUCCUGGGCCGGUCUGUCUCCCAGUAUCGUGGAGUAUUUCGAGGGCGAGGACUUCUACCGCUGCGGCUAUUGCAAGAACGAGUCGGGAAGCCGCUCCCAUGGCAUGUGGGCACAUUCCUUGACAGCACAGGAUUAUCAAGAUCUUAUAGACCGAGGAUGGCGAAGAAGCGGAAAAUAUGUAUAUAAACCUGUCAUGAAUCAAACGUGUUGUCCUCAGUAUACAAUAAGGUGCCGACCUUUACAGUUUCAGCCUUCAAAAUCUCACAAGAAGGUUUUGAAAAAAAUGUUGAAAUUUCUUGCUAAAGGGGAGAUUUCCAAAGGAAAUUGUGAGGAUGAGCCUAUGGAUUCCACAAUGGAUGAUGCUGUUGCUGGUGACUUUGCAUUAAUAAAUAAAUUGGACAUACAGUGUGAUCUGAAAACGCUCAGUGAUGACCUCAAAGAGAGCUUUGAUAGUGAAGAGAAGAAAGGAAGAAACUCUAAGAAAGAAGGAUCUAACGAAUUAAUUCAGUCACAAAAUGUAGAAGAGAAGUUGGGCUCUGGUGAACCAUCACAUUCAGUUAAAGUUCAUACAGUUCCUAAGCCAGGGAAAGGGGCAGAUUUGAGUAAACCUCCAUGUCGAAAAGCAAAGGAAAUCCGGAAGGAAAGGAAAAGGUUAAAACUCAUGCAGCAAAACCCAGCUGGAGAACUCCAGACUCAAAGUCAGACGCCAUCUUUGUUUCCAUCAAAGCCUAAAUCCAACCAGCCCAAAUCACUUGAAGAUUUAAUUUUUGGAUCUUUACCAGAAGAUGCAUCACAUAAGUUAGAGGUGAGGCUGGUGAGAUCAUCUCCACCAAGUUCUCAGUUCAAAGCCACAUUUCAAGAGUCUUACCAGGUCUAUAAACGUUACCAGCUGGUUAUUCACAAGGACCCACCUGAUAAACCAACUGUGAGCCAGGUGAGGUUAGUACCUGUCUCCUUUGAGGACCCAGAGUUCAAGUCGUCCUUCAGCCAGUCCUUUUCUUUAUAUGUCAAGUAUCAAAUGGCCAUACACCAGGAUCCACCUGAUGAAUGUGGGAAGACUGAGUUCACAAGAUUCCUUUGCAGUUCACCUUUGGAGGCAGAGAAUCCCCCUAAUGGACCAGAUUGUGGUUAUGGCUCCUUUCACCAGCAGUACUGGCUUGAUGGAAAGAUCAUUGCUGUGGGGGUGGUUGACAUCCUUCCGUACUGUGUGUCAUCUGUGUAUCUGUACUAUGAUCCUGAUUAUUCAUUUUUGUCUUUGGGUGUCUACUCUGCACUACGAGAAAUUGCUUUUACUAGGCAACUUCAUGAGAAAACUUCUCAACUCAGCUAUUAUUACAUGGGUUUCUACAUUCAUUCAUGUCCUAAGAUGAAAUAUAAGGGUCAAUACAGACCUUCUGAUUUGUUGUGUCCUGAAACGUAUGUCUGGGUACCCAUUGAACAGUGCCUGCCUUCACUUGAAAACUCCAAGUACUGCCGUUUUAACCAGGACCCAGAAGCAGUGGAUGAAGGUCGCUGUAAUGAACCUGACCGGUUGCAAGUGUUUCACAAGAAAGCCAUCAUGCCUUACGGUGUUUAUAAGAAGCACCAGAAAGAUCCAAGUGAGGAGGCAGCCGUGAUGCAUUACGCCAGCCUGGUGGGGCAGAGGUGUUCAGAGAGGAUGCUGCUGUUCAGAAGCUGAGCCAAGCUCCCUGUGUGCUCAUGGUUUUGUGCCACGGUACCUCCUCAGCUCCUCUGGGAAAUAUUGUAACCAGCUACAAAUUAGACUUUUUUUAUUUUGACUAUCCUAUGGCUUUAAGACAAUAUUUUGUGGCAGCAUAUUUGUGAGACUCUCAUGGCUAUCAUAAAAACCUAAAACUAUGUUAUGACCUGCGUUUAUUGUUUUAGGGGGUUGUUUCUGGAGCAAGAUAUGCUAAACUUCUCGUUAAUAUUUUAGAGCGUAAAAUUAAGUGAAUCUAAGUAAUUUAAUCACAGUUGUGCUUAUUUGUUCUGUUCAACAAGCUGAAACAGGCUCUUUCCUCAGACCCAUUUGAAACAGAGGUUAUGCUACAACAGAAAACCUUCAGUAUGGGGAUGGUGUAAAGUCUGUUUCCUCACUUAGCAAAUACAUCUCCUUGCAAGAACAAAGCAGUGCUGUUACUCAAUGUUCAAUGUUAAGUUGCUGCCAAAUGUUCUGUUAUGUAGCUUAAUAGAGAUCUUAAAGAAAAAACUAUAAACAUUUACAAAAGAUCUUGUGUUAGCAUUGUCAGGACAGGUCUGUUCAUGUCUGUUACUUUGGCAUAAUUUCUUCCCUACAAUACUUGUUAUUAGUGCUCUCUUUUACUCUCAAGUAUCCCUGAUUUGGACAAUAAAAAAUGUAAUUACUCUAUUAUUUGCUUUUUUCUGAAAAUCUAGGA
Molecule: messenger RNA, 2503 nt
Organism: Otolemur garnettii (small-eared galago)
Lineage: Eukaryota; Metazoa; Chordata; Mammalia; Primates; Galagidae
Gene: ATE1
Product: arginyltransferase 1
Exons: 13
Coding region: 106-1788 (560 amino acids)
Biological process (GO): protein arginylation
Cellular component (GO): cytoplasm
Molecular function (GO): arginyl-tRNA--protein transferase activity
Source: RefSeq, a predicted model, not a curated record